Messenger RNA from Effrenium voratum, 624 nucleotides. NCBI's taxonomy places the organism in Eukaryota, Dinophyceae, Suessiales, Symbiodiniaceae. The record is from the annotation of a GenBank genome assembly.
AUGCAGACACAGCGCACCGUUGCGACCGGUCGAAAUGCGCCAGCCCGCCUGGCCGCUUUGGCGACCCUUCUUGUACUGACACUUGCCGCAGCCGCCUGCACGACGCCCGACGAUGGCUCCAACACCGUCGAAAACGCGCUCAGUGUCGAGAGCACGCCCGGCGCCGCGGUCGCCGUCGAUCCGAACGCGGCCACGACCACCGGUGAAGCGCUGAUCUCCGGCUCCGAGACUGCCGCCGCGCCGCAGGCCUUUGCGGCCAACGCCGCGCGCGUGCACUUUGCGCCGAUCGUCGGCGCGCCGGUGGACCGCGUCGCCGCCCUGUCGCGCCGCCUGUCGGCAUCGGGCGCCCGGAACAACAUCAGCAUCCUGCCGUCGGCGUCCUCGGGCGUCGAUCACGAAAUUCGCGGCUACUUCUCCGCCCUGUCCGAAAACGGGCAGACGACGGUGAUCCAUGUCUGGGACGUGUUCACCCCGUCGGGCCAGCGCGUCCACCGCAUCCAGGGCCAGGAACUGGUGCCAGGCACCAAUGCCGAUCCGUGGCAGGCCGUGCCCGCAUCGGCGAUGGAGCGCAUCGCCGACACGAUGCUGUCGGACUACAAUGCCUGGCGCGGACGGGCCGCCUGA